AUGAAGACAACCUACGCCAUCGCCCUUCUGGGUGCCACCCUGACCACUGCUCAGUUCACCAACCAGACCAGCCCCUUCUGGCUCAAGUUUACCUCCUGCACCGGGGGCUCCGGCGAGACCUAUCUCACUUCCUGCCACUCCGGCGCCGGCCAGGCUGGCCUCUGCCCUGAGACUACGGAGCCCGUCGAGGAAGCCAACCGCACCACAACGCACACAAACUACUUCCUCAACGAGACCCAGUCCGACUACAACGGCCACCUCCUCGGCGCCCUGACCUGGAACCAGCCUAUCGGCAACGGCGACCCCGUAUCCUCCGGGAUGCUGCUCAACCUGCAAAUCGUCAGCAACGGCGCCAUCCCCAUCUUCUCCCCCGGAAGCAGCGCCCUUUUCAACCUCGGUUUCGACGAGAACGAGAAGCUCUUCAUCUACUCCCGCGAGGACGAUUCCAAGGCCGUCGCUGGCUCGCAGGCCCCCUACGUCGAUGAGGCCUAUUACCGCUGGCACGUCUGCUACACUUUUGUCGGCAACUACUACUACCGUUCCCUCGUCUGGAUCACCGCCGGCCCGGCCUCUAACCCCACCUGUGCCGCCGUCGAUGUGUACAGAGAGUGGGCUUAG
Colletotrichum orchidophilum is the source of this 618-nucleotide messenger RNA. RefSeq lists its product as uncharacterized. The coding region runs from base 1 to 618 and encodes 205 amino acids. The transcript has a single exon. Lineage: Eukaryota; Fungi; Ascomycota; Sordariomycetes; Glomerellales; Glomerellaceae. The record is from RefSeq and is a predicted model, not a curated record.